AAUAAAAACACACAUAUUCUUCUUCUUUCCUCCCACUACUACCUUUCCUAUCUUCGUAUAUUGACCUAUUCUUUCUUCAAUGGAAACCGAUCAGACUUCACCGGAAAAUCCUGACAAAGCAGCAACCUCAGACGAAGAAGGAGGUACUAAUUACACUCAGACCAGGUUCUACGAGUGCACCUUCUGCAAGAGAGGCUUCUCUAACGCACAAGCCCUAGGUGGCCACAUGAACAUCCACCGAAGAGACAAGGCCAAGCUCAAACAACCCUCCCCUGCCGGACCUCCAAACAUCUCCAAGUUGGAUUCCUCGUCGUCUCCGAACCCACCAGACACAACGCUGGACACUAAGUGGCCGCCUUGGUUUCUUCAAAACAAAGACAAGGAUAUUGUCAAAGGAAGCGACAAAUUUGGAGAAAUCCGGCGACUGCCUUUGUUUAUGGAAAACCCCUCCCUUGGUUCCAGUGACAAUCAAAAGGGUUUGUCAUCGAGCCAGGGCUCGUCAGAGCUGGACCUUGAGCUAAGACUGGGACCGGAUCAGCCUUCAUCGGAGACGGCGCCGGACACAAGAAAGUUCUUUUGAGAUUGAAUAUGUACGUUUAUAUUCUUCUCUGAUCUCCUUUUAUUAAUUAUUAUGUCUCAAUCUUUUUAAGCCAGAGAUACCCUUGUAGGUACGUAUGAAUGAUUUCUUUUCUUUAAUUAAUAUUGCUAAAACAU
Rubroshorea leprosula is the source of this 714-nucleotide messenger RNA. The record is from the annotation of a GenBank genome assembly. NCBI's taxonomy places the organism in Eukaryota, Viridiplantae, Streptophyta, Magnoliopsida, Malvales, Dipterocarpaceae.